Messenger RNA from Calliphora vicina (urban bluebottle blowfly), 2444 nucleotides. RefSeq names its product Death resistor Adh domain containing target (gene Drat). Lineage: Eukaryota; Metazoa; Arthropoda; Insecta; Diptera; Calliphoridae. The record is from RefSeq and is a predicted model, not a curated record. Gene Ontology annotation, molecular function: oxidoreductase activity, acting on the CH-OH group of donors, NAD or NADP as acceptor. The coding region runs from base 261 to 1538 and encodes 425 amino acids. The transcript is spliced from 3 exons.
GACAACUACCAAACUUAAUAUUACAAAAAAAAGAAGACUCUUAGGAGCAAUAAAAACAACAACAAGUUACCACAAACACUCUCUUUAAAAGUGUGAAAAAAAGAAAAGAAACCUUUGCAAAACUGAAAAUUUCUAAAUCCAAAAAGAUUUACUGCAAAAAAAGAAAAGAAAAUUUUCAAGUGUUCUAACAUAUAACCAACAUAUUGUGUGAUAAAUUGUGAAUAAAUUUUUGAAAAAAGUUAAAAAAGAAACUUAACAAAAUGCCAGUUGAUAUUUAUACACAACAAUUUGUGCCACCAAGAGCUUCAGCUCCUAUACCCGUUGCAUCGUUUAGCGGUUCUGACAGUCCUAUUUCUUGCUCGCCUAGUGAUAGCUAUAAACACUACAACAUGAAUAAACUCUGCCGUCAAGUGUCAAUUGAGUCGCCCGGACCACAGGUGAAGAAUUGUGUUUUCAACUUCUUUGUACCCAUCGAAGAUACACCACCAUGUGGUGCUCGCAUCAAAAUCGUAUGUGCCGGUGCCUGCUAUAGACGUCGUGAUCGUUCGGCCUCCAUAACCAGCAUGUCAUCAGUUUCAUCCGAUCUCGGUGACUAUUGUCCACCACCGCCCUCGCAAUCCUCACCAGCACAUGCUGGUGUACGUGAAGGUUCAUUUUUCCCCGGCUAUGAAGUGGCCGGUGUUAUUGAGUCAUUGGGCAGUGAAGUGACAGAUAAAAACAGUAUGGGCUUGAAAAUUGGUCAACGUGUUAUUGUCUAUCCAUUUGAGGAAUCACCCACUGGUUAUGCUGAAUUAAUGGCUGUACCAGAAUUGAAAUAUGUUGUACCCAUUCCUGAUAUAUUGCCCAUGCCAGUGGCUGCUAUGUUACCCACUGGUGCCCUAUUGGCUAUGAAUGCUGUGUUUAAGGCUCAUGAGAUCGUAACGGAAUUGUUGAAGAACAAGAAAGCCGAUGAUCCCAAUCCAAAAUGUAAAAUUUUAAUAGUUGGCACUGGAGGCUUGGCCUUGUGGGCUGUACGUCUGGCCGCCCAUCACUUUGCAAACACCGGAGUGGAUAAUUCUAUUGAAAUAACAGUUGCAAGUCUCAGAGAUGAGGGCUUCCGUCUAGCUACAGAGAUUAAGAAUGUCAGCGUUGUCCAAUGGAAUGAAUGCUUGUAUGAACCCCAAUUAAUUGAACGUACUAAAGAUUUGUGCGGUGGUCCCGUAGAUGUUGUUAUUGACUUUGGCACUACUUCUCGCAGUCUUCAUCGUUCCAUGCAUUGUCUCAACAAGGGUGGUUUUGUGCUUAUCAGUGAGGAUGUGGCUGAAAAAUUAAUGCCCAAAUUCUCCAGACUCUCCAUUGAGAACAACCAAACAAUAAUACCCAUUUCAAGUGGUUCGGUCGAGCAAUUGCGUAAAUUGGUCGAUAUCGUAGCGAAUAAGAAAAUUGAACCUCCACCACAUUCGGUAUUCCCCUGCGAACAGGCUGCCGAAGUUAUACAGAAAUUGUGUAGUUCAGAAAUACCUGGACGUGCUAUUUUACGUUUCCAUGAUAUUGAAUAAUUUCGCAAAAUUUCAAUUCAGAUUCAACCAACAAAAAACAUCAACCCUAAAUCAUUUUUAGUAUUAAAACCAAACAAAAAAAUAACAGAAAUGAAAAAAUAAUCAGGUCUAAAAUGUAUUUUGGAAAAGUUUGAUUCAUCAUGCUCUUGGUAUACAAGCAAAUACAUACAUACAUUUUUUUAAUAUUAAAAAAUCAGGCAUCCAUUUAUAGAUGAUGCCAAGUAAAUGUCUAUUUUAUUGUUAAUAUUUGGACCGUAGAAUUAAUAUUAUAUAAAAAAAACAAAAAUUACAAAGCAGGUCAUCAUAUUAGAUGUUGUACUCAUAACUUAUAAUUAAGCAUACAUUUUCCUUAUUAUUUGUAAGAACUUUGUUUAUAAUUUUAUUUAAUUUUUUAAUUUAAUAAGUCCCAAUAUUGAUUUAAUCAAAACACACAAGUAUUCUUUCAUCAAAUAUCGAUCGCAAUAAUGGUUUUUAAUACCGCUAUUAAAGCAAUGAAUUAGUUUAUGUUUUUUUUAUGUAAGCAAACUUACUGUUCUUAUUAUUGUAUAUUUAUAUUUAUUAUUUUUUAAUGUAUUUUUUUAUUUUAAUUAGUUAUUAUUAGUUUUUAAUGUAUAUUUUCAUUUGAUUUAUGAUUUUUUAUAAAAUAUUAAAACAUAUUAAAGCAUUGAAUGUUUUUUUAAAUUAUAUAUAUAUAUAAAUUACCAAAAAACAAACGUAUAAAUUUGUUAAAUAAAUUGCUUAACUCUAAUGUUAUUUCACUUUGGCUUAGAUAUCACUCAAAACAAAACAAAAACCAAAAUUAAUAAAAAUGAUAUUAAAUAAAAAAGAACAAAUUUAAUAAUAAUAAUAUACUAAAUAAAAAAGUUAUUAAAAUAAAAUUUAAAUUAUAAUAAUUGAAAAUAUAAA